Sycon ciliatum is the source of this 2373-nucleotide messenger RNA. RefSeq names its product endonuclease V-like. The record is from RefSeq and is a predicted model, not a curated record. Gene Ontology annotation, molecular function: RNA endonuclease activity producing 5'-phosphomonoesters, hydrolytic mechanism; single-stranded RNA binding. Gene Ontology annotation, cellular component: cytoplasm; nucleolus. The transcript has 4 exons. The coding region runs from base 310 to 1602 and encodes 430 amino acids. Gene Ontology annotation, biological process: DNA repair. Lineage: Eukaryota; Metazoa; Porifera; Calcarea; Leucosolenida; Sycettidae.
GACCAUAUGUCCACGACAGUAGUAGUAGGGUAUAAAAAGCUAGUCAUUUCACUGUCACUGUCAUUUUGCAAGACAUUCUAGACGAAGACGCUUCGAGUUUUGUGUCUCGUGGCUCUGGUGGCAUGUCAUUGAGGUUGCCUGACCUGGUUCAAUUUUUGUUUCGUCCAUCUGAAUCAAACGUUAUCAAAAUCCUCAGUGGUAGUAUUCAGACGUUUUCGGGUUCUGCGGUUCUUCUCUAGAACUGUGAGCGAUCUUACUGGUGGGCUCAACUGAACGUGCACAACUCCUCUCCCAGCUGAAGUUUCAAACAUGGCGGGAAAGGAGCCUCGUGUUUCUGGCAAACAGAUGGAGCAGUGGUCAAGGAUUCAGCGGAAUAUCCGAUGUAGUAUCAUCGAAGAGGAUCGAUUCGGUCGCCCAGGAGCAACCCUGAGGUCGUCAAUUAACAUCAUUGGUGGACUUGAUAUUUCGUUCAGCAGCAACGACAACCAGACGGCCGUGGCUGCGCUAUCGCUAUAUAACUACGGUACCAUGCAACACAUGCAUACAUUUAAGAUUCCCGUCAAAAUAACCGUACCAUACAAAUCCGGCUUUUUGGCGUAUCGAGAAGUCGAGCAUUAUGUCACGUUGCUGGAGACACUUAAGAAGGAACACCCCCAGUGGAAGCCACAGGUGCUUUUGGUGGAUGGCAAUGGAAUUUUGCACCACAGAGGCUGUGGCUCAGCCAGCCAUCUAGGAGUUGUGGCUGACGUGCCCACCAUUGGUGUAGCCAAAAAACUUCUUAUUCCAGCGGUUCAAGCCCGAAGUGAGCGACAAUUCCGAGAAGACAAUAUCAAACACCUUUGCCAAAACAGAGGCACGGCUCCAGUGAUUGGAAAGGGCAAGACCGGCAUCAUUGGAGUAGCCAGCGUCAACAAAGGUGGAUCAACACCCGUCUAUAUUUCAGUGGGCCACAGAGUGUCUCUGAAUACUGCAGUUAGAAUAGUCCAGCAGUGCUAUCGAGGCAAUUGUAGAAUUCCAGCUCCUAUAGACAGUGCUGAUCAAGAAUCCCGGCAACAGAUUGGUGCAAGAACGAGAGAUACUCGCCCGCGUGUGAAUGCCAAGCCUAGAGAUCGCAACAGUUACCACGGACCAGUGCAGCAGGUCGACAUGGACACGUCUGGCGGCAAGGAUUCCACGACUUCCACCACACAUGACGUUCAGCAGGAGACUCCGAAUACAGCUCCACUGAAGGCACAGCCAUCAGAUAACGCCCAAGGGACUCCUGGUUUCCCUGCUCGUCUACGUGGCAAAGCAGCUCACACCUCCCCAGACGACGAGGGCUUCACCUCGGCUACUGGAAAACAUACAUUCAAGCCCAAGCCAUCAGCUAACGCCCAAGGGACUCCGUGUUUCCCUGCUCGUCUACGUGGCAAAGCAGCUCACACCUCCUCAGACGACGAGGGCUUCACCUCGGCUACUGGAAAACAUACAUUCAAGCCCAAGGCAUCCCCGUCAGUGCAACACAUCACCCGAUCCACAGGUAACAUGGGCUACCGAAGCAUCAGCCACCAAGAGGGAGAGGCAUUUGGAACGCAUUGCAGCUACCCGCAGAGGAAGCGCUAGUGCAAUCAAGCAAAAACUGGAUGCUGCCACCCGGGAUUCGUCUUCGAACAGCGACCCUGAUGAGGUUCCUGUCGCUAUGGGCAAGCGGAAGGCUACCCAAGCAACGCCAACCAGGGAUAACCUUGAUGAUUAUGUUCUUCUACACUUUGUCAUGUGAUAAUUGUCAACUCGCUUGCUAGCCUUCCUACUUUGUUGUAUCCCAUUUAUUUUAGUAUCCCUGAUGUGUGUCCAUACCCCUGCUUGAUGAUUUAACUCCAGUUACUUUCAUUGGCUACCUUUAAUUCCGUACUCCACUGAUGAUAGGGACAGAAGAUAUAUUUCUCGCCGGCCGAGCGGAGCGAGUGAGGUUAGAAAUGAUUUCUCGCGCAACAAAAUUUUGUUUCUUGCGAAUAUGGAAUCUGGUGUUUUCUCUUUUUGUUGCUGUUCUUUUUGCCUGACUUCUUCAGUCAGUUUUUUAUGUCUCACCAGUGUCCCCACCCUCCCACGUUUCAUGUCUGCCCGUCUUUUUCCCUUUCUUUCUUGGCUGUAGAUAUGUUGUGCCAGUUUAAUGCUGCCAUAUUACCACUUGGGGUUAUACACCCGGUCUUUUCCCUCAUUCGUGCGUUCGUCGGCGCGAGGGUUUUUUCCCGGCUGGCUCGGUCCAGAGAAAUUAAUCUGACGGUCCCAAGUGGUGCAAUGCAAUCACUUUUCCUCCUGGGGUCUGUCUCCCUGUUGUUGCUCCUAGUUUCGUCUGCAUUCCGGUUCACAUCUGGCUACGGCCUACUACCCUAA